AUGUCAGCAGCCUGGGUGGUUGCCGCUGCUCUCCUGCUGGUCAGCCCUGGCAGGGGUGCCCACACCUCGUGCCCAUCGCUCUUCCACCUCCCCGGGGACCUCAUGAUCGAGGGACUCUUCCCGGUCCACAGCAACAGCACAGGGAGGAACCGGAGCAUGGGGCAGCUGCCCGUCUGCCGCGGACUCAAUUCUUGGGGCUACUCUCAGUUCCAAGCCAUGAGGUUGGCUGUGGAGGAAAUAAACAAUUCUUCCCACCUGCUGCCCAACGUCACCUUGGGGUACCACAUCUGGGACACCUGCGAAGAAAGCCUUUAUCUCCAGGCGGUUCUUCAGCUGGAUCCGGACGGGGAGCACAACUCUCGAGCCGGUUAUUCCGACCGAGUCGUUGCCGUGGUUGGCCCCGACACCACCGACAUGACGCACCUGUUGUCCAGAAUCCUCACCUUCUACCAGUUCCUGCAGAUCAGCUACAACGCCAAAGAUCAGAUCUUCACAGACAAGAGGCAGUUCCCGCUGCUCUUCCGCAUGGUGCCCAAUGAGAACCACCAAACACGUGGGCUCCUCUCUCUGGUCCAACAGCUGGGCUGGAAGUGGGUCUCGGCCGUGGGCCAUGGCACCCAGGCCAGCCAGACGUCGCUCCAGAUGCUGAUCUCCGAGGCCAGGGCCCAGGGCAUCUGUGUUUCUUACCAAGGGCUAUUGGCCAACAGGGACUGGACCUUGGUUUCCAGGGAACAGCUGAAGAAGGUGAUCGAGAACAUAGAGAGGACCAAGACCAACGUCACCCUCCUGCUGGUCGACAACAGUGUCGCUCAGAGUUUCUUCCGCGUCGUCGUCGAGCUGAAGGUCACCCGGAAAAUCUGGAUCGCGCCCGAGACGUGGGUCUUAUCUGAGGAGGUCAGCAACCUGCCAGGCAUAGAGACCGUCGGCACUAUCCUUGGACUGACCAUCAAGCCCGUCAUCCUGCCUGAAUUCUUACCUUUUGUGAAGAAAACGCUGCGCUGCAACCCCUGGAAUGGCCUUUCCCCUUCUGAACAGCAGGCUCUGAAGAACGUAGGGGGCUGCUACCAGUUCUGUAGCGACUGCCACUCCCUCUCCCUGGAGAUCCUGGAGGACGUGCUGAACUCCCGCAUCUGGCACUGGUCCUUCUACUCCUACGCCGCCAUCUAUGCUUUGGCCCAGGCUCUCCACCAGCUCCUGGGCUGUGACCAUGAAAGCUGUCCUACAAAGGAGGUGCUCACACCUUGGCAGCUUUAUGAGAUCCUGGCCCAGGUGGACUUUUCCCUGCAGAACAACACCAUCAAGUUCAGCAACCAGACCGACCUUUUCCUCGGCUAUAACGUGAUCACCUGGAACUGGGUGAACGGUUCCCUGGACCACAAGACCAUCGGCAACUACAGUGCUCAGAGCCUGAUCAUCGACCAGAGUAAAAUCAAGUGGCCAACUCCAGACGGCCUGUGUUUCAUCAUCAACCCCCCAGGGAGCAAUCCUCCGGCCAUUGCAGAGACUGGGGAUUUGAACCCUGUUCUCCAAGCUCCUAGUCAGUCACUCUAUCUAUUCACUACAUGUACAGUUAAAAGAAGCUGCUGGUGGGUCUCAGGCAGGCAGGAAGUGCCCCCUGCCGCUUGGAGCACCUCAGCUAGCGGAAUGCCCAAGACAAGCCCCUUUGAGCAGCUUUCCUGGUGGCAGCAACAACAAAACCCUCCGCUUGACUCACUGUUUCUUCCCGAGGUUCCCACAUCCACUUGCGUGACGGAGUGCAAGGCGGGGCAGAUCCGAAGCAAGCAUACCUUGGACGAGUGCACCUGUCGUUGUGACAGCUGCCCGGAAGGAACCUACCAGAACCAAACGAAUUCGGACUUCUGUCUGCCGUGUCCCCCCCAGAUGUGGUCCCCCAAGAGGAGCAGCACCUGCUUCUACCCUGUCAUCACUUUUCUCAGCAUCCGCGAUACCACCGUGGCCGCCUUGAUCAUCGUCUCCCUGGUGGACUUCUCCCUUCUGUGCGGCUGCCUGCUGGUGUUCGCCCUCCACCGGCAGACGCCCGUGGUGAGGGCCGCCGGCGGGAAGCUGGCCUUUGUGAUGCUGGUCUCCCUCCUGGCAUCCUGCACCACCACUCUGCUCUUCGUGGUGGAGCCCACCCCUCUGGGCUGCUUGGUCCGGCAGCCCAUCUUUGCCCUGAGCUUCACCCUCUGCAUUUCCUGCCUGCUGGUCCGCUCCUGCCAGAUCGUCUUCAUCUUCAAGCUGGCCCGGCGGCUGCCCUGGGCUCACAAGCUCUGGCUCAAGUACCAGGGCGCGUACGCCUCGCUCGGCCUCAGCGUCCUGCUGCAAGGCGGCCUCUGCGCCCUCUGGCUCAGUUUAUCCCCGCCCUCCUUGCAAGCCGACGUCGUCAGCCCUCGGGAGAUCUUCCUGCGCUGCUCCGAAGGGCACGUCUUGGGCCUGGGCUCCGUGCUGGGCUUCCUGGGACUGCUGGGAGCAGCCUGCUUCGCCCUGGCCUUCUGGGGCCGGAACCUGCCCAAGAACUACAGCGAGGCGCGGCUGCUGGCCCUCAGCAUGCUGGUCUUUCUGAUGGGCUGGGGCUCCUUUAUGCUCAUCUACGCCACCACCGAGGGCAAGGGCCGGCAGAUCGCCACCCUGCAGAUGUUCACCGUCCAGACGAGCGUCUACGCCAUCCUGUGCACUUUCUUCCUCCCCAAGUGCUACAUCAUCCUCUUCAAGCCCCAGCACAACACUGUGGCUCACUUCCAGACCUGCAUCCAGACUUACACGGCCACCCCGCAAACCAUGACGCCUUGAGCACGGCACAGGCUGUGGCUUUUUGCUUCCGGCGAGAACAACCUGGCCUGGGACUCUUAAGGCCCAAGCAGGAAACGCUCUCAACACUCACCGGGGUCUAGAAAACCCCGGUGUGAGGGUCAGAGGUGAGAUCUUUGCUAGAGACUCAAGAAAGGGACACGGGAAAGCAGGGGAAAGCCGGCGGGUGGGGCGUCUUGCAGCGUGGAGGCAAAUCGGAAGAGGUGUGCCAAGCACACACCUGCGCACCACCGGCGCCUACCCUGGGGGCGUCAGACUUUGGUGCAGAAUGCCCAAACCCCAUUUGCAGAGCAUUCCUCGAUUUUAAGGCUGCGUCUUCUUACAACGAAGCAGCUGCCCCUCCCGCCCCUUGGCAUGCCCACUUAGAGAAAGGAUGAUGGAGAGCAGAGGAAGCUUUUUCCCCCUCAAUCAAAAAGAAGAUCCACCACCAGGGAUCUCUCUUCCCGAGAGCCUUGCGGCCAGGAAACCACGCCAGCUUUUAGGAACACAUACGCUCCGGAGGUCCUUACGAUUCAGGGUUGGUGGAUCCCCUACAGCAGGCUCACCAAGCCCACCUGAAAAAGAGGCGAGUCCCACGUACGCAUUACGAGCGAACCGCUUUUCCAUCUCUCUCAUGCUCGCUCACUCGCUCUCUGUGCCGUUUGCACGGGUGAUCUGAAAAGCGGGCGAAAGGUUUGUUUUAAAGAGCCACCCAAUGUGAUAACGCCCAUGAGGUCAAGGCUGGCAUCUGGCAUUCGGCGCCUUCAUACUUUUGAAGCUGUCCCUCUCUUUCUCGGAGCUACGUACCUC
This is a messenger RNA of Pogona vitticeps (central bearded dragon), 3597 nucleotides long. NCBI's taxonomy places the organism in Eukaryota, Metazoa, Chordata, Lepidosauria, Squamata, Agamidae. The record is from RefSeq and is a predicted model, not a curated record.